Messenger RNA from Physcomitrium patens, 4508 nucleotides. Its product is annotated as DNA mismatch repair protein MSH3. The record is from RefSeq and is a predicted model, not a curated record. NCBI's taxonomy places the organism in Eukaryota, Viridiplantae, Streptophyta, Bryopsida, Funariales, Funariaceae. Gene Ontology annotation, molecular function: mismatched DNA binding; ATP-dependent DNA damage sensor activity; ATP binding. Gene Ontology annotation, biological process: mismatch repair; mitotic recombination. Gene Ontology annotation, cellular component: nucleus.
AGUUGUUGGCAGCGACUGAUAUGAUGGUUAUCAUUCGGUCAUGAAAUUAAAAACAAUGAACUGCCGUCAGUGAAUUGUUCAUUCCCUAGAGUCGCACAUAACUAGGCUUUGCCUCUCGGUUUUUUUUACAGAUUGAGGGCAAAUUCAGUUGCUGCUGACUGCUACCUUAUGUAUCACCCAAUAUUCGUUUUACUCGCCAAGGCGGCGCUGGGAUGCACCAUUGUCAGACAUUGGAAUAGGUUAUGGUGGGGCACAGAGUUUUGUGAGAGGGGCUGAAUCUUUGGAAACAAAGUAAUGUGAUUGUGGGACGGGAGGGAUGAAGCGGCAACAAGUCAUCUCGCGCUUCUUUACACCCAAAUCUGUUGCUGCUUCCCCUGCCACUCCCUCUCCCACUGCAUCGACCUCCACUGCCUCUAAACCAGCAGGUGCGAAGCAGAGCUCCAGCGGUUCUGGAACUCGACCGCUUGUGCGCAUUCCGCCGGCCUCUUUGGAACCUGCUGGACCCGUGGGUGGAACACUACCAUCUUCAAGAAAUCUUAGUCAGGAUUUUCCAUUUUCGUCUACCGGAGUGAGAUCUACGAAAAAAAGAUCACACAAUGAGGUUGGUAGUAUUGAGAAGGACCAUUGUGGCACAGAGGGCAGUCAGGAGGAGAGGACUCUUACUUCAGUCAGUGGAAGUGAUGGCAGUUUAAGAGCUGGUCCUCUGCGCAAGAAGCGAGCGAUCACAAAAGCUGUGACACCUAUUGUGGCUCCUAAUGUGGCAGAAGUCGAGGCACCUGACAUUCCUAUAUCGGAUCAGGAAGUCUUAGACUACCCCGAGAAAGAUGAUGAGAUUUCUGAAUUGCAACUUCAGAGAGAAGCUCUGCGUGGCGGAGUACCUCAAUCUAUCACUCCAGAUACUGAGAAUGGAUCUGCUAGCGGAAGUGGCAUUGAGGAACCUGUUCCCUCGUCUCCUCAUCAACCUAUUGGGAUCCAUAAAAAGAGGGGUUGGGCUGCGAACAGUGCAACAGUAAUCCCAGCUGUUGAUCCUGAUCGUCACAGAAAAUUUGUGGACAAAUUGUUGGCACGAAAUAAUGAGAGGAUAACAGAGGAGGAGAUUCGGUAUGGGAAGCCACCUUCAGGCAAAUUGACAUAUACUCCUCUUGAGCUUCAAGUUUUGGAACUGAAGGAAAGGUAUCCUGAUGUACUGCUUAUGAUUGAAGUAGGGUACAAAUUCAGAUUCUUUGGAAACGAUGCAGAAACUGCUGCUCGUGUACUUGGCAUCUUUGCGUACUACAAUCACAAUUUUCUGUCUGCAAGUAUACCAACGUUUAGACUCCACGUUCAUGUUCGAAGAUUGGUGGAAGCUGGGUACAAGGUUGGAGUUGUGCGACAGACAGAAACAGCUGCCAUUAAGGCCCAUGGUACAAACAAAUCAGGACCUUUUACCCGUGGCCUGUCAGCUCUGUACACCCGCGCAACCCUUGAGGCUGCUGAGGACCUAGGAGGUGAUACAGAGGAUCAUGUAGGUCGUCUGCACAGCUACCUUAUGUGUAUUGCGGAAGAUCCCAUAUUACAAGGUCUUGGCAGUAGCAAGAGUAAGCCGGCAAAUUCAAAGAGUAAAUCUGCUGAAGUUGACGAUGAUAAAGGUGGCUACUAUGACGCACGAUUAGGGGUCGUGGCAGUAGAUCCUGCAACAGGGGAUGUGAUGUUUGGAGAUUUCAAGGACAGUGUCAUGCGUAACGAACUCGAAGCACUGUUGCUCACAUGCGCGCCUGCGGAGUUGCUGUUGGCAACUCCACUUUCCGCAGCAACUGAAAAGCUUGUCAUAGAACAUGCAGGGCCUGCCUCAGAUGUCCGCAUAGAGCGAAUAUCUCGUGAUUGUUUCAGAGAUGGAGGGGCUCUUGCAGAAGUGAUAGCUUUUUACAAAUCUAAGGGCGAAGAUGAUGCUGCAGAUUCUGUCGAAGAUGAGAAAGUAGAUCCAGGUUUGGAGGCUGUAAUGGCCAUGCCAGAUAUUGUCAUGCAAUCAUUAGCUCUGGCAUUGCGCUAUCUCAGGCAAUUUGGGAUGGAGAAAGUGCUUAAACUGGGAGCAUCCUUUCGCCGUUUUGCAGGCCAUAGCGAGAUGAGCCUUUCGCCAAACGCUCUUCGGCAGCUAGAGAUUCUGAGGAAUAAUGCAGAUGGAACCAAUAAAGGCACUCUGCUUUGGCUCAUGGACCACACGCACACUCUUUUCGGUGCUCGCUUGAUGCGCCAUUGGGUGACGCAUCCUCUUCAGGAUGAAGGAUUGAUUGCUGCGCGGUUGGAUGCAGUGACGGAAAUAGCGGAAUCUAUGGGGAGUGUGGGAGUUGCCCAAGGACACGGAAGUUUUCCUGGAAGUGGAAGGGGUGGGGGUAAUGUUGGGUCAUUGAGUCGCGAUGCUGCUGGCGAAGGAGGGAAGAAUAGCAAACAAGGUUUGCUGGUGUCACUGCUGAUGUCACUGGGCAAAUUGCCUGAUGUGGAGCGGGGAAUUACUAGAAUCUUCCUUCGCACGGCUACAGCUGCUGAGUUUGUUUCAGUGGUACAAGGGCUAAUAAAAGCGUCAAGACAGCUCCGUCAGCUGCACUUUGACCACAAAGAUUCAGAUAUGGAGUUAGAUGAUGUACACCCAAAGAGUGUGAAAUCUAGUCUUAUGAGACGUCUAGUGGCAGCUGCUUCAUCAGUUUCUGUAUCUGAGCCCGCAGCUCAACUCUUAUCUUCCCUCGACACUGAUGCAGCAGCUUCUGGUGACAAACUCAAGCUCUUCCAUUGCAGAGAUGGAAAAUUUCCUGAGGUUAAAAAUUGCCGACUUGCAAUCGAGGCAAUAGAGCAACAACUUGAGGACCUUCUUCCUAAUAUUCGAAAGGUGCUCAAGUCACCCAGGCUUGAAUACAUGAGUGUGUCCGGAACAACACAUUUAAUUCAGAUGCCUGUUGCACAUCGAGUGCCAGCAAAUUGGAUCAAAGUAAACAGUACUAAAGCAAUGCACAGAUAUCACCCUCCGGAGGUAUUGGAGGCAUUGGAUGCCCUUACUCUUGCAAAAGAGGAGCUUAGUAUCGCAUGUGGGCGUGCCUGGGAUGCUUUUUUGGCAGAGUUUGCUUCACAUUAUGUGGCUUUUCGGGCAGCUGUUCAAGCUCUUGCUGCUCUUGACUGUCUCCACUCACUUGCCAUUGUGUCUCGAAACCAGGGCUAUGUGCGUCCAGAGUUUGUAGGAAAGUGCGACCCUUCUCAGCUGUUGAUCACAGCUGGACGACAUCCUGUUCUUGAUGCGACGUUGCAAGAUGGUUUUGUGCCUAACGACACUUAUUUACAAGCAGACAAGGAACGGUGUCAAAUCAUCACUGGGCCAAACAUGGGUGGUAAAAGUUGCUACAUCCGUCAAGUUGCCCUGAUUACCAUCAUGGCUCAGGUUGGUUCAUACGUCCCUGCAACAUCAGCUAAAUUGCAUGUGUGUGAUGCGGUCUUCACAAGAAUGGGGGCAUCUGACAGCAUUCAAAAGGGGUCUAGCACAUUUUUUGAGGAACUCAGUGAAACUUCUUCAAUCUUGAGGCGUGCCACUUCAAGAUCUCUUGUUAUCAUUGACGAGCUUGGCCGUGGCACCAGCACUCAUGAUGGCGUUGCAAUCGCUUACGCCACUCUUCAUCAUCUUCUGAAGGAAAUAAGAUGCCUUACUUUCUUUGUGACGCAUUACCCAAGGAUAGCUGAUCUCAAAGAUGAGUUCCCAGGCAAUGUUAGCCCGUACUACGUCUCAUAUUUGGCAGAGGGUCAAAUAAAUAAGCAAUUGCCGGAAGCACAAAUCCCGCCCGUCCAGAGUGAGGGCAACAGUCGAGAGUUACGUUAUGCAGAAGAGGCAACUCAGAAAAUUACUUUUCUGUACAAACUUGUGCCAGGAGUUGCAAGCAGAAGUUUUGGGCUGCAUGUUGCUCGUCUCGCACAGCUGCCUGAGGUAUGCGUCCUGCAAGCAGCAGCGAAAGCUGCUAAGCUAGAAGAGGAGGUGAACUCAAGGACUGCAGCAGCAAGUGCAUCCUGUUCAGAACCCGAGUCCCAUUUAAUGGAUGUGGAGGGGACCACAAAGUUGUCGGAAGUGGCGGCUGAGAGAAGCCUUACUGGACUCUCUCUGGAUGACUUGACUAAACUACUGUCCAUGGUUGAAAUGGCUUGUAGUCACCAGGAUGAGGUCUCUGCUUUUUCUUGUGUGAAAGAAGCUCAAGCCCAAGCCAGGGCAGUUUUGAGUCUGCAUCAACAUCCUUAGUUGUGGAUAGUAGUUGAUAGUUGUUGAGGGGUUAGCACUAAGACACGGAAUUUUCUGGGUAGGUUUAGAACAACCUCUCAAGCUUCUUUGAGGUUCCUUAAGUAAUGAGCAAUUUCAUUCCCUCGAUUUAUUUGCUUUGACAAUGUAUAGAGCUAGGUGAGGCGUGCUUUCGUAAUGUCCAAGUUAUUUGUAAUAUAUGUUCACUAUGCCAGCUGAUGCCUAACUUAGCCGUGAAUUGAAGUUGGUUGAAUUGAUCCUUUAA